GGGUACGAGUAAUCAUGAUGUCCGUACUUGCGACUUGCUUGCAGCUCAACGUCUUUGUGGCGUGCGCUGCCGCGGCCGUCACAUGGACCGCAACACCAUUCAACCCCGCGUCCAUUCCCCUCGCCGUGCGCUCACCGUACCUUUCGGCCUGGCUCAACCAAGGCAGCGGGACCGCACUCAACGCAGACUGGCCGCGUUUCUGGACAGGCUCGAUAUUGGGCUGGGCGGGGUUCAUCAAGGUCGAUGGCACAGCAUACAAUUUCCUUGGGACACCGUCAGUACCAAGUGUCAGCUUCCAGAAAUCUGUGCAGAAAAGCAUGACAUUUACGUCUACUCAAAGCACAUUUGUCAUGACCUCCGGACCAAUCGAUUUGACUGUGAACUUCCUGAGCCCCGUCGAGCCAACUGACCUCGUCAAGCAAUCCCUCCCCCUCUCCUACCUUACACUCACUGCGACAUCGACGGACGGCAAGUCGCACAGUGUGCAGGUCUACACGGAUAUCAGCGCCGAGUGGGUGACGGGCGACGACAGCCUGACGGCGAACUGGAGCACGACGGUAGGAAGCACGCUCGUGCACCAGGUGCAGCUAGAAGACCAGACGCCGUUCGGCGAGGUCAGCGAUCGCAUCCAGCAGGGCUCGGCAUACUACGCGACAACCGCCGCAAGCGGCACAACAUACCAGACUGGCCAGGACAUCGUUGUACGCGCACAAUUCGUGAACAACGGCACGCUCGCGAACACGCAAGACAAGAACUUUCGCGCGGUCGACGACGACUGGCCCGUCUUCGCGUUCGCGCACGACCUCGGCACCGUCUCUGGUACCUCCUCCCCCAUUACGAUCGCUGUCGGCCACGUGCGCGACCCGGCGGUCGAGUACAUCGUCGCGGGCGGGAAUAUACAGGACCGGAGCUUGUUCUUUUGGAGCCAGUUUUCAAGCGUCGGCGCUGCGAUCUCGUCAUUCCUCGGUGACUUCAGCAGCGCGCUGAGCCGUGCAAAUACGUUUGAUGCGAAAGUGCAGACAGACGCCACGGCGAUCUCAUCAGACUAUGCGGGGCUCGUCGCACUCUCGAUGCGCCAGGCGUUUGGUGCAACAGAGAUCACUGCGAGCAGGAACAGCGACGGGUCUAUCAAUACAUCUGAUAUCCUUAUGUUUAUGAAAGAGAUCUCAAGCGAUGGCAAUGUGAACACUGUGGAUGUCAUCUUCCCCAGCUGGGCUAUAUGGCUCUACACGAAUCCGGCACUCGGGAAAUAUCUCCUCUUACCCCUCUUCGAGUACCAAGCGACAGGACAAUACCCGAACAAGUGGGCUGUGCACGACAUGGGCGCGUCAUAUCCGAAGGCCCUCGGACACAACGAUGGCAAUGACGAGAUGAUGCCUCUUGAGGAGAGUGGCAAUAUGCUUAUCAUGACGUUGAGCUACAUCCAGAAGUCGGGCGAUCAAUCGCUCAUCACCUCCUACUACAACCUGCUGGACCAGUGGACGCAGUUCCUGAUCGCGGAGGCGCUCAUCCCUGCAAACCAGAUUAGCACAGACGACUUCGCUGGCGCGCUCCCGAACCAAACGAACCUGGCUAUUAAGGGCAUCGUCGGCAUCAAGGCCAUGUCUGAGAUCGCGUCGCUCGCGGGCAACAGCAGUGUCGCGUCGAACUACAGCUCGAUCGCAGCGUCCUAUGUAACACAGUGGCAGGACUUUGCGACGUCUAAGACGGGGCCGCACCUAACACUUAAUUAUGGUAACGAUUCCAGCUGGGGUCUAUCAUACAACCUCUAUGGCGACAAGCUGCUCGGCCUCAACUUGUUCCCGGAGUCUGUAUACCAAAUGCAGACCGCUUGGUACAGCUCACAUAAUAACAGUUUCGGCGUCCCGUUGGACACGCGGCAUACCUACACCAAGUCUGACUGGUCUAUCUUGAGCGCAGCAAUCUCAACGACGACAGCCGUUCGCGAUCUCUUCAUUAGCGCCGUGCACAAGUACGCCGCGGACGGCGAGAGCUCGCAGCCGCUCGGGGACUGGUACGAGACGUUGGACGGCUCCGUCGAGGGCUUCCGCGCGCGUCCCGUCGUUGGCGGACACCUUGCGUUGCUUGCGUUGCAGACGGCGGACGCGAAGCUCGAGUCGAGUGCAGCUGCGUCGCCUACCUCGCUGAUAUCGCCAGACCCGAGUGUGAUAACCGUGAAGGCGAGCAAUGGGGCAUCAAGGCGUGCGUCACGGUGGUCCCUUUAGAUCUUCAGAGGGCACGUCUAGAAGCAAUGUAACGACUUGAAACGAAUAUUCGCUACUGAUUUUCU
This is a messenger RNA of Phanerochaete carnosa HHB-10118-sp, 2290 nucleotides long. RefSeq lists its product as uncharacterized. The record is from RefSeq and is a predicted model, not a curated record. The coding region runs from base 18 to 2225 and encodes 735 amino acids. Gene Ontology annotation, biological process: carbohydrate metabolic process. The transcript has 17 exons. NCBI's taxonomy places the organism in Eukaryota, Fungi, Basidiomycota, Agaricomycetes, Polyporales, Phanerochaetaceae.